Messenger RNA from Nezara viridula (southern green stink bug), 3075 nucleotides. The record is from the annotation of a GenBank genome assembly. Lineage: Eukaryota; Metazoa; Arthropoda; Insecta; Hemiptera; Pentatomidae.
UUAGCAACCAUUGAAUUUGAAUAAUUAAGUUAGAUGAUAGUAUAGAUGCUCAAACUAUUGGACUCCGUCGAGCUUUUCAUCUUUUUACCGUAGUUUAAUCCGGAAAGCCGUUUAUGAGGGGUUCUGAGUUUUUACUAUUUUAUAUUAUUAUAAUUAUAGAUAAUAAUUCAAAAAAAUCCAACUCCUUGAUAGCCUUUAUGGAGUGAUGUGAUUUUGGAUUUCUUUCCUUUUCUGUACUCAAGUUGCCUGCCUGGAUUUUUCCAAUUUUAAGCUAACAUUGCAUUUCUUCCUCUUGGCGAGAUUUUACUCGUUUAAAUUAUCGUAAUUAUACUUUGGCUAAUUUCAAUAGUACUCGAUGUGCCAUACAAUUUUUAUAAUUGCUUUAAUACUUUCAGUUUCUUUCUGAUUUUCAUUCUCGGGUUUAUAAAAAUAGUCGAUAGAGCUUUAUUGCUUAAAUCUGUUUUUAGUUUUUGUUAUUAAGGUCACUUAAAAUACCCGUAAAGUCAAGCCAUCCGUGCUUCACACCCUAGUAAAUUAGAUUGUCUAGGACUUGACUGUUUUUUUUCGCAUGUCUUUCGGCGAAUUGCUUAAUCUUCUCGCUCCAUUUAGAUUGUAUCUUAAGAGUGGUUACGAUUAGUGACACUGAGACAAAGGUGUUGCGACCGUUCUAUUUUAUAAUUAGGAUCCAGGCGCAAUUAGUUGCAAUAUCGACUCGACUGAAUGCAACGCAUGUCCGGAAAAGGAGCACAAGUUGAUACGGGACGAUGACCCAUGACGAAGGAGGGAGAGAGUGAACAGCUGACGAAAUGCAAAUAGGAGGCGGCGGAGAGACGAUGAAGCAAGGAGGGAAGGAGGGAAAGAGGGAGGAAGGGAGAGAGGAAAGGAGUGGGGGUGUUGUGAGAGUGGCCAGUCGGGCAGCCGUCAUCAUGGAGGAGGCUCCGCUUUUGGACCAAGCAGGUACCACUGUUAGGCGGCAGUACUUGGCAAUGGAGGAGGUAAAUGCCCAAAUUAACAUCAGUAGAAAAGUAUUAAUUCAGAGAGAAGCAGUCGAAGAAGUGGAUGAGCCGAAGAAAGAAUCUCUCCUAAAACGUUCGAUUAAAUUAGAGUGCAACCCAAAGGAAGCUUGCACGAGUUUAAUUCCUGCCAUCAAAUGGCUCUCAGAAUAUAACUGGAAAGAAUGGCUGGUGAAAGACGCAAUUUCAGGUUUUACUGUAGCAGUUAUGAACAUCCCACAAGGAAUGGCUUAUGCUUUACUUGCCAAUGUACCUCCAGUGGUUGGAAUUUACAUGGCAUUUUUCCCAGUGAUCAUAUAUGCAUUUCUUGGGACAUCCCGUCAUGUUUCAAUGGGUUCUUUUGCUGUUAUAUGCUUAAUGACUGGGAAUACUAUCAAUAAACAUGUUACUGAUCAUGAUCAAGAUCCAGCUAUGGCUCAAAUUACAGCAUUAGGAAUAGGUUCAACGUUAGCAUUCCUUGUAGGAAUGUAUCAGAUAAUUCUUUAUGCACUCCGAUUGGGUAUAGUUUGCACACUACUUUCUGAUACAUUAAUUAGCGGUUUCACAGCAGGAGCAGCUGUGCAUGUAUUUUCUUCCCAAUUAAAGGAUAUUUUAGGAAUUAAGUUACCUGUGAUUAAUGGGCCAUUUAAACUCGUAUAUGUUUAUACUACCAUUUUUGAGAGAUUAAGUACUGCUAAUGUAGCAGCUGUAAUAAUAUCAGCAAUUACCAUGGUUAUUCUUGUAGUUAACAAUGAAAUAAUAAAGCCUAGGAUUGCUAAAAUAAGCAGGUUCCCCAUUCCUAUUGAACUUAUUGUUGUGACAUCUGGAACACUAGUUUCUUACUUGGGCCAUAUUGCAGAAAUUUAUAACCUAAGAGUAGUCGGUAAAAUUCCUAAAGGAUUACCUCCACCUUCGCUGCCUAAUUUCAGUAUUUUACCUGAGAUAGCUGUGGAUGGACUAAUAAUUUCAUUGAUUGCAUACAUAGGAUCUUUAUCGAUGGCACUUAUAUUUGCUAAUAAAUUUAAAUAUGAAGUCAAUGCCAACCAAGAACUCUUUGCACAGGGAAUGGGAAAUAUAUUUGGUAGCUUUUUUUCUUGUCUUCCUUUUGCAGCAUCUUUGUCAAGAAGUGUGAUACAACAAAGUGUUGGCGGUGUUACACAACUAGCUAGCCUUAUAAACAGUAGCCUGAUACUGAUAGUUUUGUUGUGGAUUGGACCAUUAUUCGAACCUUUACCUAGGUGUAUUUUAGCAAGCUUAAUUAUUGUUGCUCUCAAAGGGGUACUUAUGCAAGCUCUGGAUAUAUUUAAAAUUUGGAAAGCGUCGAAAAUAGAUGGUGUGAUAUGGAUUUUCACAUACCUGAGUGUGAUCAUAGUGGAAAUAGAAUACGGUUUAUUAAUAGGAAUAAUUGUUUCUAUCUUAAGUCUUAUUAUAAGAGGAGCUAGUUCAAGACUUGAUGUGCUGAAAAGAUUACCAAAUUCUGAACUAUACGUUGAAGUUGAGAAGUAUUCAAAAACAACAGAUCUUCCAGGUAUCAGAAUAGUUAGAUAUUCAGGCUGUUUAAACUUUGUGAACAGAUCAUUUUUUAAAGCCAAGUUGCUUAAACUCCUGGAGACUAAUGAUCCUAACGAAAAUGAAGUAAAUAAAGAUUCUUCACCAGAAAUAUUACAGGAAACAAUCAUUUUGGACUUUAAAUGUUUAACAUAUAUAGACCCAUCUGGAGCAGAAUGUCUCAAGAGUUUAAUCAAUGAACUUAGUAGAGAAAAUAAGGCUUUAUUUUUAGCUGGACUCUCAGCUGAUGCGACUGAAACCUUAAGGUUUUGUAAUGUAACUAAGGACACAGGAGUUCCGAUUUUUCCCAGCAUUCACGAUGCCGUUACAUUUGCUCAAUCAAAACAAACUGGGGUAUUUACAAUAAGAUUAUAGUAAAUUGUAUAAAGAAAAUAUAUAAGUGUAUCUAUUUGUAAAUAUAAUUGUAUAAAUAUAAGAAUAAGGUUCCUUUUCUUUUUCUUUUGAUGUAAAUGUUUAUAUAUUUUUCUGUAUUUAUGUUUAAUUUAAAAAUAAAAAUUAUUUUUUUAAUAUUUAA